Messenger RNA from Helobdella robusta, 921 nucleotides. RefSeq lists its product as hypothetical. The transcript has a single exon. Bases 1 to 921 code for a protein of 306 amino acids. The record is from RefSeq and is a predicted model, not a curated record. Gene Ontology annotation, molecular function: zinc ion binding. Lineage: Eukaryota; Metazoa; Annelida; Clitellata; Rhynchobdellida; Glossiphoniidae.
AUGAUUCGCUCCGCUUGUACGGAAAACUACGACGACAAUCUCUGUAGAUUGGAUCUUUCAUCAGAUGACAAAUUAAAUUCUGUGGCGGUAAGAAAUAAAAGUGAGAUCAGUGAAUGUAUGAGUUUUUGUGAACUUUGUGAUGAGAACGCCGCCGUGAAAUACUGCAAGGUCUGCAAGCAACUUUUCUGUCUAGACUGCCUCCAAAUGCACAACAACAUCAGAGGCAAUAUCACGCACGAUGUCGGUCCAACCAGUUGGACAACUCAAUCGAAUGUUGUCCAACACAAAGUCUGCCCUACUCAUAGCGAGGAUAUAAACCUCUACUGUCAACAGUGCCAUGUUUUUAUCUGUUCAUCUUGUUUGGGCCACGAUCACCCGCUGCAUGAGUUUUUAGAUAUCAAUGCAAAAAUUAAAACUGAAAAAAAGGAGUUAACCGCGCAAAUUUUUUUGAUACACAGCAAUUUAGAAAUCUACUCCAAAAACCUGGAAAGUUUCAGUUUGGACGAAGAUUCGGAGAAAUCGAGAAUCAUCUCAGAGUUGCAAGCGAAGGGAGAUAAGGUGAAGCAGGCUAUUGACGAUCACGUGAAAAAAUUAGUUAAAAGUGUGGAAGAAUUUUACGAGUCAGUCAACGAAGAACGUCUCACUUACCGUAGAUAUUUAGAAGAUUUAUCGCAAAGUUGUAAAGAUCGUAUCGAAUUACUAAAGAUAGCACAGAAAUCACUGACCGUAAACACCUUCUCAGGACCUGAACGUCAGGUACCGCCAAUCCCAGAAUUGUUUGGUUAUGAAUCCAAAUAUUCCAGGAUUCAUCUUUUUUAUCCAGGAACUAACAGCAGAAUUUCGGCUCCCAAAAACCUCGAUGAUGCCGUCAAAACCUUACUCAGACAUAUCGGAAAUAUGACUUUUAAAUGUGAUUUCUAA